GAUCAAAGAAAACAAACAAAGUCAAGAUGAAAUCGAUGAUCAUUUUCGCCGCCGUCCUGGCUUUUGCCUUUGCCAUUCCCUCUCCGAAAGCUGAUCCCAAGCCUUCCGGUGUUGCCGCCUACUCAGUACCAGCCGUGCCCUACGUUUAUGCCGCUUCUGCUCCAGCAGUAUCUUAUUCGGCUCCGGUUUCUUACGCAGUUCCAGUCAGCUACUCUUCCUACAGCGCCCCCGUUGUAUCUUACUCUUCUUACCCUUACUCAUACGGCUACGCCGGUGACCACUACGUUUGGUAAUUUCAUUAUAAAAAUAUGCGAAACUGAGCCCUUUUGUACUAAAUUUCCGUUUUGUAAAUAAAUGUUGACAGUUACAUUA
Messenger RNA from Agrilus planipennis (emerald ash borer), 372 nucleotides. Its product is annotated as pupal cuticle protein C1B-like. Lineage: Eukaryota; Metazoa; Arthropoda; Insecta; Coleoptera; Buprestidae. The transcript has 2 exons. Bases 27 to 293 code for a protein of 88 amino acids. The record is from RefSeq and is a predicted model, not a curated record.